CCUCUGGUGUCCAUCUCAGCCAGCUCUUCACCCUUUGAAUCAGAAACACCACCGACUCUCCGCGGAUUUAGCCCCACAAAAACGCGCCCCCUGCGACCACAACCUCGAUAUCCGAGAGUUGCCUGCGUUGUUUAAAGGAAAAGAUCGUGAUAAAUUAAAAACGGACCGGUUAGAGGCAAAAGAGGCGUCUGCGCACAUCAGCAGCCGUUAGCGGGCUGAGCUAGCCGCGUCUCGCGACGCAUCUCGCCCGUGAGACGUCGGGCUCUAGAACUGUGUUUUAUAAUCCUCAUCCACAUCAAUUAAACUGAGUGGUUCGGCAGAAUCUCAGAGGGUUCGGCGGAGCUGUCCUCGCACUGCAGGCCUGGGUGUGGGUGCGGAGAAUGCUAAAGGAUGAGUCAGAGGGACACCCUGGUUCAUCUGUUUGCUGGAGGCUGUGGUGGCACUGUAGGUGCAAUUCUGACAUGUCCGUUGGAGGUGGUGAAGACAAGGCUGCAGUCUUCUUCGGUGACUCUUUACAUCUCUGAAGUUCAGCUCAGCACUGUGAAUGGGGCCAGUGUGGCCCGCAUGUCCCCACCGGGGCCUUUGAACUGUCUAAAGUUAAUACUGGAGAAAGAAGGUCCUCGUUCACUCUUUAGGGGGCUAGGGCCCAACUUGGUGGGAGUGGCUCCAUCCAGAGCAAUUUAUUUUGCUGCCUACUCCACAGCCAAAGAGAAGCUGAACAAUGUGUUUGAUCCUGACUCCACACAGGUGCACAUGCUGUCCGCUGGUUUAGCAGGGUUCACUGCCAUCACAGCAACCAACCCGAUCUGGCUUAUAAAGACUCGACUGCAGCUUGAUGCCAGGAACCGUGGAGAAAAGCGCAUGAGUGCAUUUGAGUGUGUCCGGCGGGUCUAUCAGUCAGAUGGGUUACGGGGAUUCUACAGGGGCAUGUCUGCAUCUUAUGCUGGCAUAUCAGAGACUGUUAUCCACUUUGUCAUCUAUGAAAGCAUUAAACGCAAACUCAUUGAGUCCAAGGCCAACGCUAACAUGGAUGAUGAAGAUGAAUCUGUAAAAGACGCUUCAGACUUUGUCGGAAUGAUGCUGGCUGCUGCCACGUCCAAGACUUGUGCCACAUCAAUCGCGUAUCCUCAUGAGGUUAUUCGUACCAGACUACGUGAGGAGGGCAGCAAGUAUCGUUCGUUCUUCCAAACUCUAAAUACGGUGAUCCGGGAGGAGGGUUACAGAGCACUGUACCGAGGCCUCACUACUCACCUGGUCCGACAGAUCCCUAACACUGCUAUUAUGAUGUGCACCUAUGAGCUGGUGGUCUACCUGCUCAAUGGUUAACGGAUGGAGAGAGACCAGGAAAGAGAGGGAGAGAGACAAGGCGAGAGAGACGAACAGGGUUAGAAAGCAAAAGCUAGAUGGAGACCGAGAGAGAUUGUCUCAGGCUUAGACCAAAGGAAGAAGAACAAGUCCUAGAAAUGCAUUGUCAACCCAGACCCCCAAAGGGGGCUGUAGUCUCAGAGAACGAGAGGGAUUCGAGCCUGUCAGACUGAAGAGGGUAUCAAAAAAAAAAAAAAAAAGAGUGAUGGAAAACAAAUUUGCUAAUGCUGUCUGUCCAUUUGUUUCAAAAUGUUUUACGAAAAGUCAGUUUAGAAAGGACAAUCAAAGAGGGGAAUGCUUGAAGAAAAAACAAAAGCCUGAAUUGGCUGGAAUUCUUCAUUCAAGAAGAAAUAAUCAUUUCAUUUCAGAAAUGAUUUUAUCUGAGCCAUUGCUUUAAGAAAAGAAAAACAAACCUGUCAAGAUCUGAAAUGGCUGGAGGAUUUGAAGAAAAAAAAAAAGCUCAAGAAAGUGUUUUUCAGAUGUGGCAUAAUAGCACUACUGUAAAGGAUUUUUUUCUUUCUUUUUUAGAUCACCAUUUCAUAAAGAUGACAUUUUGCCUUUCCAGAAUUUGUUCAUUCAAGCAUUCUCUUCUAGAGGUCACCUUCCACUCUUUCCAAACUGGCAGAUGGUUGUCCACGCACAAAUGUCCAUUUGCUGUUGUUAAAUUGACGGUCACAGGAUCUGUGGCACCUCAUGUGCUUCAAACUGAAGUGUUUCUUUGUUAGGUUCAUAUUAAGUUUAACCAUACUUAUUUUAGUGUGUUUUUGAUGAUCAUACCAUUGUCCUAAUAUCAGUAUAGUAUGCACUAGGGCUGGGCGAGUUCAGUCCUGAAGGGCCACUGUCCUGCAGAGUUUAGCUCCAACCUUAAUCAAACACACCUGCCUUUAGCUUUCUAGUGAUCUUGAAGACAUUGAUUGGCUGGUUCAGGUGUGUUUGAUUAGGGUUGGAUCUAAACUCUGCAGGACGGUGGCUCAGUCCUGGUAUAUACUCUGGGUGGUAUUUUUGAAUUGGGAGAUGUUGUCCUGCUUGCAUCACUGGGCCUCUUUAAACAGAGAUGGAGCGUUCUUGAGUUAAUCACCUCCAUUAACUGCUGCAAAGCCUCUACUUGAAUCCCAGGUGUUGGCGAAAGCCAGAGAUGAAUUUACCGAUGGCUUAAUGGUAGUGGCUAAUGCUAACCCUGAGCAUGUUGCCUACAAACAACAUGCCAAGUUGUGACGGCAUUAGUCGUCGUAAGGCAAUAGUCAUUUUUUCCAAUUGUGAGUGGGAAUACAAGCUGCAGAAUCGUUUCCCACCCUAUGGAUUCCUCUAACAGUGGCUUCUGACUGACCGUUUAUGCACUUUGUGGCCUGUCUAGGCUUGCGCAAAACUUUUUUUCUGUUUGGAACAUAGUAUUACUAUGUAAGCAAGACAGUGUUUUGCUGAACAGUUCCCUUUGGAAGUUAUUGUACAGUUCAGUGUACUAAACUUUUAGUGAAGGAUAUUCUUGUGUGUAUAUACUGUAUGUAUGCAUAUCAAAUAUCCAUUGUUCAUAACUUAAGUCCUCUGAUUAUGCAGUAGUAUUAUUUGAAUGACUGCAUUUGUUUGACAGAUUUAUCACAGAAGGAUGUUGUGAUUGUGAAACCCAUUUUGAUGAAUGUUAUCUUUGUUUUUGUUUUUUAUGAAUUUUAUAUCAUUUUGUUUAUCACUCCUCAUUUUGGCCCUGGACUCAUUGCUUGAAAUGGAGUCCAGGUCUCGCCUGUUUGUUUACAUUACUGUUGUCUGUACUUUCACAUCUUCAUGAUAUGAAGGAUCCCAAACUGUUCAUGUUAGUGAUUUAGAUGUUAUCCACAUCAUUUCCAGACAGUUCAUUACCAACACAUGGGCUUAAAAUUAUAAUUUAAGGUAAUUAUACUAGACCUCAUGCUCAUAGAUCCCAUACAGAGCCUUUAAUGGUCCUGUAAGCAUCUUUAAAUAUAUAUAUAUAUAUUUUUUUUUUUUUUUUGGUAGCAUCCAUCAUUCAUAAGCAGAAGUGAUAUUUGUUUUCACAUAGAGUUUUCAUGCAUUUCAGUGUGUCUUUUCUGUCCAGUUCAAGUCCAUUUUGUUUUGUAAGUCAUUGAUAUUUUUUAAUGCUGAUAAUGAAGCUCUGGAAUACUGUAAUGUUCAUCACCACACAUUGGAUUUCAUUUCUCAUUAUACACACAACAUCAUCACAUAUUAUGCAAUUAAUGCUGGACUCUUGUCACAGCUAAUGUGAUCUCAGUCGGCGAUUUGCUGAAUAUUGUUCUGAUGAUUAAAAAGCAUUUGCUUUUGGAAAACAAAAGCUUGUUCAGACGUGAUGUUUUGGUAUAAUUAGAAUAGUUAGACUAUCAUUGAUGGAUUAGUAAAUUAGUGCAUAAAUAUUUGUGUUGUAUCUAAAGACAUAUUGCCCUUGUUAGAAAGUGAUCUCUUGCAAACAUGCAUUUAUGAUGCUCUAAGUUUGCAUUCAACAAAUGCACUUGUAACUUCACAGUCUCAAGGAGACUUUAAUGGCAUUACAAAGAAAUUCAAAAAGGCAUUUUCAGAAAGUGAUUGAUGGAAUAUUCAGGAGUCAAUGUUGGACUGAAUGGACAGACUUGAACAUUAUAUUAACUGAGCCUAACGGACUGACAGAAAUAUUGAACACGAUGGUUAGAUUAAUUAUAUCUUCAUUUCACGUUUAAUGGCAUAGUCAGCGAUUUUCAUGUGUGGUGUCUGUAUUGCGCAAACUAACAUGACCAAAACUAACAAAUUGUAUGUCAACACCUGUUGUUUCAUUUCAUUUACACCCAUACAACCCCCCCACCCCCCACCCCCCCACCACCUUUUUUUUCUUCUUUUUUUUUAAGUCCAGUUGUUUUUAUGGUAAAUGUGGCCUAUUCUUUGCUGGUUAUGUGAUUUAUCAUACCUCUUUUUGUACAAGCUGUCAAUAAAAAACAAUGGAAAACCCA
Cyprinus carpio (common carp) is the source of this 4310-nucleotide messenger RNA. Its product is annotated as solute carrier family 25 member 36-A. The record is from RefSeq and is a predicted model, not a curated record. Gene Ontology annotation, cellular component: mitochondrion. Gene Ontology annotation, biological process: pyrimidine nucleotide import into mitochondrion. Gene Ontology annotation, molecular function: pyrimidine nucleotide transmembrane transporter activity. Lineage: Eukaryota; Metazoa; Chordata; Actinopteri; Cypriniformes; Cyprinidae.